Messenger RNA from Phragmites australis (common reed), 804 nucleotides. Its product is annotated as ubiquitin-like protein-NEDD8-like protein RUB3. Gene Ontology annotation, molecular function: ubiquitin binding; polyubiquitin modification-dependent protein binding; proteasome binding. The record is from RefSeq and is a predicted model, not a curated record. Gene Ontology annotation, biological process: proteasome-mediated ubiquitin-dependent protein catabolic process. Lineage: Eukaryota; Viridiplantae; Streptophyta; Magnoliopsida; Poales; Poaceae. Gene Ontology annotation, cellular component: nucleoplasm; cytosol. The transcript has a single exon. Bases 1 to 804 code for a protein of 267 amino acids.
AUGGACGUGACGUUCGAGACGCCGCGGGGGCGGCGGUUCGUGGUCGAGGUGUGGUACUUCGCCACGGUGCGGGAGAUGAAGGAGGCGGUCCACAGGCGCGAGGGCAUCCCCGUGGCGUCGCAGCGGCUCUUCUACGACGGCCGCGAGCUCGACGACGCCCGCGACACCGCGCACUACUCUAUACUCCAGGGCUCCCGCGUCCUCCUCCUCCUCCCCGACGACAACCCCUCCCCAGUCCCCGCCACCGGCCCCGCCGACGUCCGAGUCAUCGUCUCCGCGCCGGCGCUAGGGCGCAGCGUCGCGCUCGACCUCCGCGCCUCCGACACCGUGGCGCGCCUCAAGGAGCUCCUGCAGGACCGCACCGACGGCGCGCUGCCAGAGGCCAGGACGGCCGUGUUCUUCGACAAGGCGGAGAUGGAGGACGGCAAGACGCUCUCGGAGUACGACCCGCCGGUGGACGGGAUGGAGGUCAGCGUCGUGGUGCGCCAGCCCCCCGCGGGGGGCGGCAACUCGGUCGGGGCCAGGAACAACCAGCAGCAGAGGAUGGCGGUGAAGGUGAAGUGGGGCGCGAAGGUGGUGGCGCUGGAGGUGGGCGCAAUGGACGCCGUCCGGGACCUCCGGCGGGAGGUGGAACGGGUGGCGCCGCACCUCCGCCUUCCCGAGCGCGACGGCGGAGGCGGGUACGGCUACUUCUUGGUGUACAAGCAGAACGUGAUGGAGGAGGAGCGCACGCUGCGGUGGCACGAGGUCAAGAACGGCGACACCAUCGAGAUCUUCAACGGCAGCGUCACCGGCGGCGCGUGA